AUGGAUCACCAGACUCAAUUCAACUUGUCACAUAUCCUGGGGCAAGCAGUGGAUGUUGCAAAUUACAACACCUUUCAACAUCAGCUGCACGGAUAUGGAAACAUAAGUACUGUCGGUAACAUCACAAGCAUUGGAGGUACCACGGUAGUUCCCGUAACACACUCGGUAACGGUGCAGGAUGUCGGCGCAGCAGCGGGGCACAUUGCCGGAGCCUCGGGUAUGGUCACAAUGGGUUAUGCUCACCAUCCACAGUCAGCACCAGGGCAGUCGUAUCAUGCCGUCUUUAACAACAUGACAGUCACUCACGUUACGCCACAGAUGCCACCCCCACAGGUUCAGUAUUUUUCCUAUGAAGCCCCGAGUAUGAAUAUGCGAACACAAUCUUUGCACCCUCACCAAGCACCUCCACAGCCCACAAACCCACAGGGUCAAGUAAAGUAUGGUAACUGUUCUCUUUCCCUUCAAACAGUUAACUCUACACUGCCUCUUAAUUGCACUGUAUCUGUACCAAGAGGACGGACGGGAGAAUCGGCCACGCUCAAAGAUCAAGAACUUACUCGUGAAAAAGAUAACGUUAGAAAGAGAAAACCGAGGAGAGAAGGGAUCAGCUCUAAGCUGUGCCGCAAGAAGCGCAGAAAUCGUGGAGAGUCUUACGUCAAUGCUGCAGGGAAACUUGUUGAUGCUAAAAAGUUUGUGGAUCAAGACUGUCAGUGUAAGAAUAAAUGUUUAUCAAAACUUGGAACAGUGACAGAUAGAGAGAAUAUAUUUAGGGAGUUCUGGAAUAUUGGUGACUUUGGGCAACAGAACAUUUAUCUCACAGAAAAUGUGAUUCUCUUGCCAAAUGUAGUGAAGAGACGAAGGAAUCCAUUACCAGAUGACAAGCACCUGAAAACUGUCAGAAGACUUUACUGUGUCAGAUUAUCUAAUUGUGGUAGACAGAUUCGUGUCUGCAAGUCAAUGUUUUUAAUUCUACACGGAGUCUCUAAUGGUCGACUCGAUCGUGUCCUACAAGCUGUCAGUUGUGAACAUCCUGAAGCACUCCAGGUAAUAUCUCCCUAUACUCUGUGUCUCUAAAGGCUGUAAAGC
Messenger RNA from Homarus americanus (American lobster), 1086 nucleotides. RefSeq lists its product as uncharacterized. NCBI's taxonomy places the organism in Eukaryota, Metazoa, Arthropoda, Malacostraca, Decapoda, Nephropidae. The transcript is spliced from 2 exons. The coding region runs from base 1 to 1074 and encodes 357 amino acids. The record is from RefSeq and is a predicted model, not a curated record.